UAUUUAUGUUUAAAACAUGAAUGCAAUCAGCUUGUUGUAAUUCGUACGGCAUGGUACAAGUUUAAACGUUUCAAUAUUUUUUAUAUUCGAGUUAUAGAAUUAAACUUUCACGAAGACCAGUAGUGCUUUAGGUAGCUUUCAUGAGUGUUUUAAAAACGUCUGUUGGUGCUUGUGGUGGUGUUGGUGAGUUACACGUCAUUGGAUAUGAAGCAAGAGAAAUUCAGGGUGGUAAUGAGACGAGAAGUGUGAAAUGUUGUAUGAAUGAUACAAAACUUGACAAUUGUCAUUUUUUCUCAGUAGACCCUUCAGAUGAUUUUGAAGAAGGAGAAAUAGAUAAUCGCCACAUUGUAUCCCCUUUAGUAAAUGUUUCUUUGAAGACGCAAGUACCUCUUGUUAUAAGUGAUUCUCAUGUAUCAGAUAAUUUUUCAAAGUGUGAUGAAUUUCGUAAAGUAAAACAAUCUGCAAAUGUUGACUGUUCUAAGGGUCACCAAACUGAUAGUAAGCAAGAUUUCGUUAAAGAAAUCACAAGUACUACUCCAGGCAAAUCUCUUGUUCAAACAAGUGAGAGUAAAAAAAGUUACAAGACAAAACAUCAUUAUCCGUUAUUGAGAAUGGACGAUGAUGUGACAUAUCAUUCAUUGGAUGUCAGUCACAAAACGAUUUCUCGUGGUCUGUCAAAAUCUUAUGUGUCACGACAUGGUCGUGAUUGUUUAAAGCAUAGUUCAAGGCGUGUUUCUUGUGAAAAAAAACGUUGUAGGUCUCCAUCUCUUAAAACAAGGAGAAUUAUAAGUAAGAAGCAAGCAGAUUCAAUGGAUGUCGACUUAUCUUUUAGUGAAGCUGCGAGUUCGUCGCAUUGUAAGCAUGAUGGGCAACAUCGUAAGCAAUAUGGGCAUUAUGAUGAUUCUCAUAAAAUUCAGAAAAAAAGUAUCACUCAGCAUGACGAGAAAUGUAGUUCAUUUUCAUCACGUUCAGAUCAUGGGCAGAGGCACAGUUCUCGCCGACGUUCGCGUUCGUCAAUGUCAUAUAAACAAAAACAUUCUCAUCCUACAAGCUUAGCGUCUCACUCAAAAAAUUUGAAUACGAAUUCAAAAGGUCCAGUUUCUCGCAAGUUAGAGCGUAGAGAACAGCUGCCUCGUGAUCGUCGUGAUAGUCACCGCCAUCGUAGUAAAAGUAAUCGUCGUGAUUUAUUGUGCGAAUCCUCUAAACAAGUUAAAUAUAAAACUCAUUAUGAAGACCGUACCCAUCGAUCAACGUAUUUAGAGGAGAAAGAUAGGAAGAUAGUUAGGAAUGUUUUAAAAGAUUCUCGUGAACUUUGUAAAACGUCUCGUGAUGCUGGACGUUCUUUGAAUGUCAAGUAUGAGAAUCGUGAAAAAGUGUUUGUACCUUCUAAAACUAGUAGACAUGACGACAUGAAACAGAAAGAAGUCGUUGGUUUACACACAAGUGAUAACUUUAAACUGAGGCAUGUCGUUUCUCAAACUCCUGAUGUUCUAGAAGUUCAGGACCCUGAUAUGACUUUCGAAAGCUCUGAUGAAGAGGAGGAUGAAGAGGAAUUUUUAGAAAAAAGAAGGCGUCAAAGAGAGUUGUUAUUAAAAAAAUAUAAGACAACCUGUUCUUCUACCACCGAUCAGUCUCAAGAGUCGUUUAAAAAUAAAAGUAAACACUACGUUUCGGAUGUGUCAAGCUUACCUUUGGCAUCUAAUUUCCAAAAUUUUUGUUCGUCAAUACCUCAGGAAGAAAAUUUGUUGAAACAAAAUACUAAUCAUAUUCCGUCUCAUUUUAAAAAUUCGUCCACAAUCAAUGAAAAAAAUAACGUUAAAACAAGUAAAACCCACGUUAGUCAUGGUAAUCAGCAUGGUUCUCAAAUCAGUGACGUUUGGGACUCUGAAAGUAGCCAACCAGUAAAUAAGCUUAUGCUAGUAGAAAAUAAUGACGAGGCAGUGUGUUUGUCUCAACAAAAAGAGACAAAUACAAAGGAUUGUACAUUCAAGUCAGUCACCAAGUGUCCUACUGUAGAGGCAUGUAAUGUACAUGUUAAUAUAAAACCGCGAGUCAAUUUAUAUGAAGCAAGUUGUCACGUUCAUAAGGCAUUAGAAAAUGUGUUAUCUAAAAAUUUUAAGGCUAAUUCGUGUCAAUCAAAGGAAGCUAUUAACACAACUUCUCCACCUUGUGAAGUGUCUCAAAAAAACAAUUUAUUUGAGGAAAAAAAGCUGGAAGGGUCAGGUUUAGCUAAUGAGAAUCCUUUUAUCCAAUCGUCCAACUGUGUUUCUCCCAUUGCCAAUAAUUUUUUUAUAAAUCAAGCGUCAUUAGGUUGUGUUUCCGAUAUAUCUGAAUUCACUUCACUUGGUCAUUGUAAUGAUGGUGUCAUCAGUAAUUUUUUGAAUAGUCAUAGUUUUGCGGAGUCCUUGCCUCAAUUUUCUCAAUUGAAUGAACCAUCAUGUUCUUCAACUUCCAAUGCAAGUGACUCGCCAAGAACAAGUAUUGAUGCGACUGGUUCCCCUAACGUGACUUGUACACAUUUAGACCAGAGUCCUACUACAUCUUCUGACAAUGUUUUGCCCUUUUUUAAAACCAAAAGUACAACUGAUGCAAAUCUUUCGCAAACAGGAUCUUUUGAUUUGAAUCUACUUGAAUUACAGCAACGUGUCCAACAAGAGAAACGCCGUUUACGUCAGUUUAUCAUUAUGCAGCGAGAAACAGAGCAAAGAAGAAGAGAAUCAAAGCGUGAAGUGUCAGCUAAAACAAUUAUUAAGAGUGACGAUUAUAUGAAUAAAAAUACACCCAUUGAAAACAAUUUAACGUCUUUAAAAAUUCAAGACGAAGAUGAGGAUAUUGAUAUGUUUUCAGUGUCUACAGUAAAUCCAGCAAUUAAAAAACCAACGACAGUAUCCUCAUGUGUUUUAUCUCAACGUUUGAUGACAAAAGGUAUGACUCGUGCAGAGGAUUGGGAUGAUGCUGACGGAUAUUAUUUGGCUUUUAUUGGUGAAACAAUUGAUAAUGGACGUUAUCGUAUCGUAGCAAAUUCCUGUGGCAAAGGAGUUUUCUCAUCGGUUGUGUCAUGUGUAGAUAACUAUGACAAUAAUCGUUUAGUAGCGGUUAAAAUAAUACGGCAUAAUGAAAUGAUGAAACGCGCUGCACAAAAAGAAGCUGAUAUCUUGCAAAGAUUAAAUGCAGCAGACAAAGAAGAUAAACGUCAUAUUGUGCGUUUGUAUCGAACCUUUGAUUAUAAGGGCCAUGUUUGCUUAGCUUUUGAAUGGAUGUGGGGCAAUUUGAGAGUUGCUUUGAAGAAAUAUGGGUUAACUGGUCGAGGACUGAACCCCCAUGCUGUGCAUUCUUAUACAAAACAACUUUUCAUAGGUUUAAGACAUUUAAAAAAGAAUGGAAUUCUUCAUGCUGAUUUGAAACCUGAUAAUAUUCUAUUGAACGAAAAAUUUUCUAUUUUAAAAAUAUGUGAUCUUGGAAGUGCCAGUGACGUUUCCGAUAAUGAAGUAACAUCUUACUUGGUGUCGCGUUUUUAUCGUGCUCCAGAAAUUAUCCUUGGUUGUCGUUAUGAUUAUUCUAUUGAUGUUUGGAGCGCUGCUUGUACUUUAUUUGAGAUAGCAACUGGACAAGUGUUGUUUCCCGGAAUUUCUAAUAACGAUAUGCUUAAACUUUUUACUGAAGUAAAAGGUCGGAUACCUAAUAGGCUAAUACGAUCUGGGCAAUUAUCAAGUCCACAUUUUGAUGAAAGUUUUAAUUUGCUCUGGACGGAUCGUGAUGCCUUCACAAAAAAAGAAAUUGUUCGUUCUAUUCGUGACUGUCGUCCAUCGCGCAUUCUACUUGAUACGUUAUUAGACAGUAUUCCGCAAUCAAUAGGCCCUACUGCUAAAGCAACAGCUUUAAGAUCUAAAUUAAGACAAUUUGCAGAUCUUUUGGAAAAGUGUUUAAUGUUGGAUCCAACAAAACGCUUAACGCCCGAAGAAGCAUUGAAACAUCCUUAUUUAAGAGAACCUAUGUAUCCGGCCGGUACUUUACAACAUAUGAAAGUGGCUUCAACUCAUUCCGGGGUUUCAGCAUCUCUGAAUACAAUUGGAUCAACACAACAAUCGGGAACAUCAGUUUUACCGAGUGAUACAACUAAAAAUGCUUUUUCUGCACAAUGUCAAACGAAAGAUGAAAAAAGUGAUACAAUUGAAUCGUCACACUUACCUCUUCUUGUAGCUAAUUCGAAAUCUUCUUCACCAAAUGAAAAGCAAGCUACUCAUCUUCACGUUAUACCUGAGGCUGUAGGUGUUAAGGUGACGGGAACAACAAAUGAUUCAAAUGAAUAGUUUUCUUAUUUCUAAAACGUUUAAAAAAUUUUUUUUUUUUAAUAUAUAAGGAAAUGUUUGAAAUUUGCUGGGUCUAUUGAAAGGAUUAGCUUUGCCACUAAUAUCUUUUAUUGCGUGCUUUUUGUAAUGAAUUUUUACGUUUACGUUAGCAAAAAUUCGAAAACAUAAUAUGUAGACGAAAUGCUAAAAUUUUUAUUGCAAUCUAUUUGAAGUUUUUAGAAAAUUGUCAUGACUCGAAUUUUUUAUACAAACAUUUUUGGUUAAAUAGUGUUUUCAAAAUAAAUAUAUUUUUUUCGUUUCUUUUUUUUGUGAUAACGUUUAUUGUCAUAUUACAUGCAAAACGUCCAAGUUAAAAAGAGUUCCAGUUUUUCAUUAUCUCUGGAAAAAAUAUAAUUAUUUAAAGAAGCCGUUGUAUUACAAAUUCUUAGAGAAAAAAAUCAAUAUAUUGAAAUUUAAAAUUCAAACAAUUGUUUUAAAUUGAUUGAUGUUUUUUUAAAAGAGAAGCGUGGUUCUGCUUAAAGACAAACAUAGAGUUGUAUCAGUCAUGCACGAAAGUUUGACACUUUAGAGUAUGUAGAUUUAACAGUUUUACUUUUUUUUUGUUUUUGUAAUCAUGAAAAGUAAACCAAUUUAUACUUUGUAUUUUUAUUAAAAUAAAUCAGAACGUUUUUUUUUUAUUCUUUUGACUUUAAUUUUUUUGUUUAUUUGUAAUAGAUUGUUAUGCGUCUCAUCUUUUUUAUUAUUCGUAGUUAAAAACCAUGGUUUUCUAAAGUCAAAUUGGAGCUAUUAGUGCCAUUGAACUAUUCAAUUGAAGCAAAAAAAAAUUUCGUUCCGUUUGUAACAUGUUUUACUUUUAAUUGAACGCUUUAACAUUAUUAUAGAACAACUUUUCCUGUUGUUUGUUUGUUUGUUUCUAAAAAGCUUUAAUUUUAUUAUGUGGUGCCGUAUUUGACAAAUAAUUUUUUCCUGUUAUAGUGAUUAAAAAAAUCAUUGCAAAUUAUUAAAGUUGUGUAGAAAAAAUGUUAAGUAUUCAAAUGGGUAGAAAUUUUCAUUACGGUCAAGAUGAUUUUCGCUUAAAUUCUAUCGUACCAAAGG
Messenger RNA from Hylaeus volcanicus, 5405 nucleotides. Its product is annotated as serine/threonine-protein kinase prpf4B-like. The transcript is spliced from 13 exons. The record is from RefSeq and is a predicted model, not a curated record. Gene Ontology annotation, biological process: peptidyl-threonine phosphorylation; peptidyl-serine phosphorylation; mRNA cis splicing, via spliceosome. Bases 141 to 4310 code for a protein of 1389 amino acids. Lineage: Eukaryota; Metazoa; Arthropoda; Insecta; Hymenoptera; Colletidae. Gene Ontology annotation, molecular function: ATP binding; protein serine/threonine kinase activity.